Molecule: messenger RNA, 1110 nt
Organism: Porites evermanni
Lineage: Eukaryota; Metazoa; Cnidaria; Anthozoa; Scleractinia; Poritidae
Source: the annotation of a GenBank genome assembly
AUGAAUUCCAGUUACGAGACCCCUGCAAGCUGUGGAACUGGUCUAUUGGAGACAUUUGAGAAACGGCUUCAUCAACCUGCUUCAUCUCAAGCAUUUUUUUGCUUCAUUAUCAUUAUCAACAUCAUCACUUUUCCUUUCACUGUUGUUCUGAAUGCUUUAGUGAUGAUCGCGGUGAAGACCAAAUCUCGAUUGAGAGCCACCAAAUCGAAUAUCUUACUGGCAUUGUUAGCGUCGACUGACUUCCUCGUUGGGGCCGCUAUUCAACCACCUUUCAUCGUCGUUAUAAUACUCCUUCUAUCUGAUCAACCCGUUGGAUAUUGCUUGUUAAAGUUUCUCACGCGUGUAUUGCCAAGUCUGACCAUAGCGUCUCUGUUCCACCUGGCUUUGAUAAGUGGCGAAAGAUAUCUUGCUAUGAAACACCCUUUUGCGUACAUAAAUAUUGUCACUGAAUCCCGUUUACUGAUUGCUUCUGUGUUAGUAUAUGUUCUCUCAUUUUGCGUGCAAUUUUUCUCUUUGGUUGAUCAAAGUAUUCUCGUCCUUUUAAGUAACAUAUCCUUUGCUCUACCUUUAGUCUUCAUUAUCUUUUGCCAUGUCAAAGUCUACUUCGUCACUCGUCGCCACGAGAAGCAGAUUGCAGGACAGCAAGUUACACAAGAGGCCAGGCAACAAUGUGUAAAAAAUAGAAAAGCCCUUAAACUAACUUCUAUCGUGCUAGGAGUGCUUCUAGUUUGUUUUAUACCAAUGGACGUUAUGAUAACUUUGAGCUCGAAUUACGCAAAGAAUGAAAUCACUCUAGAAACGUUGUUUAAGUAUUUCUUAUUUGCUUUCUCCAUGGCUUUAAUGAACUCGUUUCUCAAUCCAUUGAUAUACUCAAUCAGAAUAAGAGAAUUGCGUGUUGCGUCGAUAGAGUUAAUGUGUAGAACAGCGAGCUUUGCCGAGGCUGGAGAAAUCGAAAGGCGGAUAUUUGGAACAUCAAACACUGUGACUGUGGUCUCUUUAGGAGCAGGGCAUGAAAAUGCAGAAGGUCAACAAUAUGUGGAACAAGAAAAUUCGAACAACAUUGAAAAUACACAGGAGGAGACAUCACGAAAGUUGGAACAUUUCCCAUAG